Molecule: messenger RNA, 2560 nt
Organism: Pseudopipra pipra
Lineage: Eukaryota; Metazoa; Chordata; Aves; Passeriformes; Pipridae
Product: leucine-rich repeat LGI family member 4-like
Exons: 9
Coding region: 1-1578 (525 amino acids)
Biological process (GO): neuron maturation; myelination in peripheral nervous system
Molecular function (GO): protein binding
Source: RefSeq, a predicted model, not a curated record
AUGUGGGGGGGUGGGUUUGGGGCACCCCUCCGGGGUGGCGGCGGCUGCCCGGGGGGCUGCGAGUGCGACCGGGAGAGCGCCCUGUGCCGAGGGGGGGCCGGGGGGAUCCCCCGGGGGCUCCCCCCCCGCCUGGCCACACUGUCACUGGUUCGGUGGCACAUCGAGGUCCUGGCCGAGGGCAGCUUCCGCCACACCCCGACCCUGCAGCUGCUGUUGGUCACUGCCGGGAGCUUGGGGACCAUCGGGGACGGGGCCUUUGCUGGACUGGUGUUACUGGAGUACCUGUUCAUCGAGGACAACGAGGUCGGGACCAUUGAACCCACCGCCCUGCGGGGCCUCCGGGGGCUCCUGUUCCUGAGUUUGGCCAACAACCACCUGGAGACGCUGCCUCAGGGGCUCUUCCAGGGGCUGGAGACCCUGAGCCACCUGGACCUGCGGGGGAACCCGUUCCACUGUGAUUGUCGCCUGCGGUGGCUCCUGUCGUGGCUGGGGACAGUCCCCUCCUCCCCUGAGACUGCUGGGCGCUGCCGCAGCCCCUCCCCCCACCAAGGGACCCCCCUUGCCCACCUGGACCCCCAGGACUUCCAGUGCCAGCGGGCAGAGCUCCGGCCAUUCCAGUCCCUGCCCUUCUCAUCCCUGGGGGCCGAGUCUUUCACGCUAGGGGGGCACCAGGGGGUGGCCCUGGCCCAGCCCUUUGCCGGUGCCUGCGCCCUCCUGGAGUGGGACCAACUGGCUGGGAGGUUCCGGGCCCCCACCAUCAUCAACAGCUCCUCCCCAGUGGCCUGCCACCCGCUGCCCCUUGGUGGGUCCCUCUUGGUGGUGGUGGCCCAGCUCCGGGGUGGUUCCUGGGUCUGGCGCCGCUCUGGUGGCCCCGGGGCCACCUUUGUUCGCCACCAGAGCCUCGGAGCGGGGCGGCUGCGUCGCCCCCACGCCGUGGCCACCGCCCGUCUCGGGGGCCACCUGUACCUGGGCGUGGCCGACAGCUCCAAGGGUGGCACCAGCACCGUGUUCCGGUGGGGUGGGCGCGGCUUCUACCCCCACCAGACCCUCCGGGCGUGGCACCGCGACACCCACCUGGAAUUCCUGGAGCUGGGCGGGCGCCCAGCACUCGUGGUGUGUUCAGGGGCCAGGAGACCCCUCGUGUACCGGUGGAGCGGGGGGGUCUUCACCCCCCACACUGACAUCCCCCACGUACCCGACGUGUACGCGGCGAAGCACUUCCGGCUGAGGGGACACGUAUUCCUGUGCCUCACACGGUUCCUGGGGGACGCCAAGGUGAUGCGCUGGGAGGGCUCCAUGUUCCGGGAGAUCCAGCAGGUCCCGGCUCGGGGGUCGAUGAUCUUCCAGCCACUGACCUUGAGUGGCCACCGCUACGUCCUGCUGGGCAAUGACUUUGCCCUGAGCCGCGUGUUCCGCCUGGGCCCCGAGGGGCACCUGGAGCCCACCCAGGAGCUGCUGGUGCCCACCCCCCGCGCCUUUGUCCCUGUCACCAUUGGCCAAUGGCACUUCCUUGUGGCCUCUAGCUUCAAAGGGGCCACCCAGAUCUACCAGCACAUGACCAUAGACCUCGAGGCAUGAGAGGACAUGGGGACAUCAACCAUCAUGUCACCAUGGACUGAUCACUUGAGGGAUGGGGGGACACCAUGUGACCAUGGACCUGGUCACCUGAGGGACAUGGGGACAUCAUCCCCCUCACCAUCAUGGACCUGGUGCCACCAUCCCCCUGAUGACCCCAUUGGCCUCGUGUUCCCUCCUGGUGUCAUCACUGCCCUGAUGUCCCCAAGGCCACCACCUCACCUUGUCCCCUCCUUUUGACACCACUGCCACAAUAUCCCCAAGGCCACCAUCAGCCUGAUGUCACCACUGAACUUGUGUCACUUCCUGCUAUCACCAUGGCCCUGAUGUCCCCUGUCCCCUCCUGGUGCCACCACCAACUCCAAAGCCACCUUCAACCUGAUGUCACCAUUGGCCCAAUUUCAUCUUUUGGUGCCACCAAUGCCCUGAUGUCCCCAAGGCCGCCGUAACCACAGUAUCACCACUGGCACAAUGUCCCCUCCUGGUGCCACCACCAACCCUAUGUCCCCAAGGCCAUUGUCCCCGCAGUGUCACCAUUGGCCUUGUGUUCCCUCCAUGUGCCACCCUCAACCCUGUGUCCCCAAGGCUCCUGUCACCACAAUGUCACCAUUGGCCUUGUGUUCCCUUCAUGUGCCAUCCCCAACCCGAUGUCCCCAAGGCCACUGUCACUGCAAUGUCACCAUUGGCCUUGUGUCCCCUCCAUGUGCCACCCACCGUCCCCAAAGCCACCAUCAAGCUGAUGUCCUCUUCUGGUGCCACCAUCCCCCUGAUGUCCCUGAGGCCACUAUCUACCCAUGUCACCUGGUCCCCUCCACGUGCCACCCCCCCAGCACUGUCCCCUGUCCCCCCUGAUGUCCGCCAAGUGCCACCACCCCCCAAGAACCAAAUUACCUCUUUUUUUUUUAACCUUUUUUAUUAAUUUUCCCCAUUUGUUGGGCUGUUUUUGGGGGGUUCCACCCCAAAAUAAACCCGUCCCUCCCCCCUC